AUGUCUUUCUUUUCAUUCCCUAGUCCGACGAUCAAGCAAGAGCACAUCAAAGAGUUAUAUUCCUCGUUCGGAGUAGAUCGCGCCGUGGUCUGUGAACUUGCUUCCGAUCACGAGACUCCAGAAACUGUCAGAAGCGGGUAUGGAGGAGCAUAUCUUAGUUUCUUCGAGUCUUGCGGGCUUUCUUUCCCGAUUCCGAGGCAGCUGCUGGAGAUUCUCGCCGAGUUUGGGAUCUCUCUCACGCAGUUAUGCGUGAACCUUCUCCGACACCUCCUAGCGAUCCUUGUCAGAGCCAGAGAGGAGAAGCUUUUGUUUGAGCUGGAGGAGCUGCAUAGUUUAUAUCUCAUAAAGCUCAACCAGAAGAAUCCUGGGACAUUUUUGGCGUCUCCUCGCCCUGGCCUCCACGUGAUUGGCGGGACACCCUAUCGGGAUGACCUGUGGCGAGAACAGUUCUUUGUUUUCAAAGUUGACUCGUCCACAGUAGGAGAUUUUGAUUUCUCCCUGCUCCCUCGUCGCUGGGCUAAAACUAUCGCUCAUCCGAAAGUUUCUCCGAUGUCUGAUCAACUUCGAGGUAUGGUGGCUGUUUUGAAGCUCGGAGAUACAGAUUGGUCGUCGUUUACUAGUGAGCGAAUUCGUACUUUGAAUUUGCUUCCUGUCGGUUUAGGAAUAGCUCCUGCUAUCUCGGGGCCGAUCGGGUUGCUCGAAGAAGCUGAGUCCUCUGAUCAUGACGAGCCCACCUCUGCGGAGGAGGUAAUUGCUCGUCCUAACACGAGCCGUUCUGAGAGGUGCUCGUUUCGGAGAUCGCUUAGAACCCUGGCGUCUGCUUCGAGAAAAACGCAUGUGGAUCCUACCCCGUUAUCUUUGAGCUCCGAUUCGGAGGAGGAUAUGCCAGCUUGCGAGCACGGGUCUGCCAAGGCCUCGCGAAGUGCCUCACCGAGACCGCCGCGAUCUGCUCCCAAGACGUCGAAAAGAGGGAGAGUAGGGAGGAGCGAUCAUUCCCCUCUACGUGAGACCAGUUCUGGUCCCAAACACUUGGGUGAUGGGACUAGCUCUCGAAACUUCGGGGCGACGUUCUUUUCUUCCUCGGAAGAGGAAGAUGCUUAUGCCAAGGUCGCCGAGGUCAUGGAGGCUUGUAACGACCUCGUUCCGAAGAUGGCAGAGCGUACAGGGACCUCUCAGAGAGAUGUGGAGAUUGAUCAUAUCUCUCUUGACUUCAAGAGGAUCUCUGCUAAACUUGAGGUCGCCAAGCGGGAGAGCAAGGAGGAGGUUGAGAAGAUCAACUCCAUGAUGACAGAGUGGGUGAAGGUUUGUGACGAGAAGUCGGUUCUAGAGAUCGAGGUCGCUGCUCAACAGGCCAAGAUCGCAAGGCUUGAAGCUGAGAGGGAUCGAGACGUUCGUUCUGCUCGUCGUGAGAUGUCGCGUCAGUACGCGGUGAUUCUGGGAUCUUUAGAAGAAAAAUGGUCCAACAAGGAGAGGGAGAUGGCAGCUAGAAUUCAGCUUCAGGAGGUGGUUGCUAACAUUGAUCUUCUGACUGAGAUCAAAGAGGGCAGCUGCGACGUUGAUGGGGAGUUGACUCGCCUGGAAGAUUUGGAAAGGGAUUGUGAAGCAGCCGUCGAGUCCUAUCCCUCCUCGAGUUAG
Raphanus sativus (radish) is the source of this 1635-nucleotide messenger RNA. RefSeq lists its product as uncharacterized. Lineage: Eukaryota; Viridiplantae; Streptophyta; Magnoliopsida; Brassicales; Brassicaceae. The record is from RefSeq and is a predicted model, not a curated record. The transcript is spliced from 3 exons. Bases 1 to 1635 code for a protein of 544 amino acids.